This is a messenger RNA of Melanotaenia boesemani (Boeseman's rainbowfish), 4480 nucleotides long. RefSeq names its product Fc receptor-like protein 5. Gene Ontology annotation, biological process: cell surface receptor signaling pathway. The record is from RefSeq and is a predicted model, not a curated record. Gene Ontology annotation, molecular function: transmembrane signaling receptor activity. The transcript is spliced from 22 exons. Lineage: Eukaryota; Metazoa; Chordata; Actinopteri; Atheriniformes; Melanotaeniidae. Bases 136 to 3987 code for a protein of 1283 amino acids.
GGUGGUUUUUGUUUAAGAAGAGAAGUUAGAAAAACAUUAGUCUCACAUGCAUGUCAGAUGUAACGUCUCCUUCAUCAUUACUGUUGAUGCACAUUAGAAGACUUUCUGACUGGCUGUGCAGCAGGACUGGAUGUGAUGAUGGAUCACUCUUUUCUCUGUGUGCUGGGGUUAUUCUGGCUGUAUACACUCCUCUGCACUGGACACACUCAAGGAGCUGUUCUGACCAUUGAUCCUAACUGGUCGACUUUUUAUACUGGAGAGUCUGUUACCUUCAUAUGUGACAUGAAGGAAGGAACAAACACUGACUGGAAAUACAGAAUCCUCAAGGAUGGUCGAGAAUUCAUUCCCUACAAUUCAAAUUCACGCUUCACAUUAAAACUUUUAUAUAUAAGUUAUAAAGAUGAAUACCAGUGCUGUGGUCGUCUGAAGACUUCACAUGAUUCAAAGUGCAGUAAUAAGAUCUUUUUAAAUGUUCGGGCAGAUAAACCCAGAGCAGAAGUGACAGCAGGAACAACAACCAUAUCAGUAGGAGGCAGCGUGACACUGAGCUGCUCUGUGGACAACUCUGCUGGAUGGAAAUACCAGUGGUUCAGACGAACCUCACACACUUCUGAAUUUAACUUUAAAACAAAUGAUGAACAAAACAGAAUCAUCAGUGUGUCACAGGGAGGAAUCUACAGGUGUAGAGGAGAGAGAGGAGAUCCAGCCUUUUACUCUGAUAUGAGUCAUGAAGCCAGUAUUAAUAUAACCUUUUCCAACCAGGUUGUUGUAACACGACAACCUGACUGGCCUCAGAUUUUCAGUGGAGAGAAAAUCACUCUGACAUGUGAGAUCCAGGGAGGAGAAACCACUGAGUGGAUGUGUGUAUGGAGACAUCUUGGGUCAAUCAUGGCGCAGAUUUCCAGUAAACAGUUAACUUUCACUGUUUCUGAGCGCAGCAGUGGAGACUACCAGUGUCAGUGUAAACGCAGAGAUGACUCAUAUUCUUCAACAAAGUGGAGUGAAGCCAUCAGACUGUCAGUAUCAGAAGAUGAAGCCAAAGCCACUCUGACAGCAGACAGUUCAAUCCUACCAGCAGGGGGCAGUGUGACUCUGACCUGUUCUCUGAAGAUUCCUGCAGGAUUCACUUAUAAUCUGUACAGAAAUAAUUACAUGAAACAAUCUGAUGAACCAGGAGGAGUUUUCAAGAUCUCAGAGGGAGGCAAAUACACCUGCAGAGGAUUUAGAAGAGACACAAACUUUAUUACAUCUUUCAGUAACACAGUCUUUAUUCAGCAAACUGUUUCCAUGAAGUCCACAGUGGUCCUGCAGCCCAGCUGGACUCUGAUAUACAGAGGUGAGACAAUCACUGCCAGAUGUGAGAUCCAGGAAGGUGGAGGAACUCAGUGGACGUAUGAAUGGAGAACAACCAGGUUAAAUAGACCUCCAUCAUCCAGAGAACACAGGAUCAGCAGAGUUACUGACAGUGGAGACUACAGCUGCCGGGGAAGAAGAGACGAGUUUUAUUUAACACAGUGGAGUGAUGUCGUCUCAGUAACUGUAUCAGAAGAUGAAGCCAAAGCCACUCUGACAGCAGACGGUUCAAUCAUACCAGCAGGGGGCAGUGUGACUCUGACCUGUUCUCUGAAGAUUCCUGCAGGAGUCACUUAUAAUCUGUACAGAAAUAAUCACAUGAAACAAUCUGAUAAACCAGGAGGAGUUUUCAAGAUCUCAGAGGGAGGCAAAUACACCUGCAGAGGAUUUAGAAGAGACACAAACUUUUUUACAUCUUCCAGUAACACAGUCUUUAUUCAGCAAACUGUUUCUAACAGAGUCACCGUCACCCUGCAGCCCAGCUGGACUCUGAUAUACAGAGGUGAGACAAUCACUGCCAGAUGUGAGAUCCAGGAAGGUGGAGGAACUCAGUGGACGUAUGAAUGGAGUACAACCAGGUUAAAUAGACCUCCAUCAUUCAGAGAACACAGGAUCAGCAGAGUUACUGACAGUGGAGACUACAGCUGCCGGGGAAGAAGAGACGAGUUUUAUUUAACACGGUGGAGUGAUGUCGUCUCAGUAACUGUAUCAGCCAGUAAACCCAGAGCCAGACUGGCAGCAGACAGUUCAAUCCUACCAGCAGGGGGCAGUGUAACACUGACCUGCUCUGUGGACCACUCUGCUGACUGGAAGUUUAACUGGUUCAGAGAUGGGUCAGUCUAUCCUGCAGCUCAGCUCAGAAAUAACAAUGAACCAGGUGGAGUCAUCAGAGUCUCACAGGGAGGUCUGUACCGCUGCAGAGGAGGAAGAGGAGAACCAGUUUUCUACACAGAAGACAGCCAUGUCGUCACCAUCGAGGAAACUCUUUCCAUGAAGCCCACAGUGGUCCUGCAGCCCAGCUGGACUCUGAUAUACAGAGGUGAGACAAUCACUGUCAGAUGUGAGAUCCAGGAAGGUGGAGGAACUCAGUGGACGUAUGAAUGGAGUACAACCAGGUUAAAUAGACCUCCAUCAUACAGAGAACACAGGAUCAGCAGAGUUACUGACAGUGGAGACUACAGCUGCCGGGGAAGAAGAGACGAGUUUUAUUUAACACAGUGGAGUGAUGUCGUCUCAGUAACUGUAUCAGCAGAUAAACCCCGGCCUGUCCUCUCUGUGUCUCCAUCAUGGCUGAGUCCUGGAUCCUCAGUAACUCUGAGAUGUGAGAUUAAACCUCCAUCUGCAGGAUGGAGGUUCUACUGGUAUAAAGCUGUUCCUGAUCUGUUAAACAACAGGUACAGUUAUGAUCUGCUGCCUGGUAGCACUGCUGGGACUGAACAUGAUUCCUACAUCAUUCAUGGACAAACACACACAGCAGGAUAUGUGUGUAGAGCUGGAAGAGGAGACACAGAGUAUCACACUGAUUACAGUGAAGUAAAGUUUCUCUGGUCUGCAGAUGUUCAUCCAGCAGCGUCUCUCACAGUGAAUCCUGACAGAGUUCAACACUUCACAUCUGACUCUGUUUCACUGAACUGUGGAGGAAACUCUACUAAGUGGAGAGUGAUGAGGUUUACAGAAACACAUCAUCUGUCACGCUGCUCCUCCUGGGGGAGAAUGACUGGAUCCUCAUGUAACAUGAACAUGAACUGGUACCACAGUGGAGUUUACUGGUGUGAGUCUGGAUCAGGAGAGUUCAGCAACACAGUCAACAUCACUGUACAGAAUUUUUAUGAUGGCGUCAUCCUGGUGAGCCCCGUCCAUCCUGUGACUGAGGGAGCUUCUGUCAGUCUGAGCUGCAGACGGAGAAAACAAAACACACUUUCCAGUGUUUCUUUCUAUCACAAUGACAAACUUCUCCAACAUGAUGGCAGAGAGGAGCUGAACAUCUCUGCAGUGUCACAGUCAGACGAAGGUUUCUACAAGUGUCAACAUGCAGGAAAGACGUCACAACAGAGCUGGAUGUCAGUUACAGCUGUGUCCAGACCUGAAAGCUCUUCAUUUCCUGUGCUGUUGAUGGUUGGAUCAGUUAUUGGAAUCAUAUUAUUGGUUUUCCUGCUCUUGUUGUGUCUCUGCAAACGGUCCAAGGAUUUAUGCUGCAUCAGGUGGAUCCAGUCACAGAGCAGCAGUCAGAGCUCCAGUUCACAUCCUGGAGUCAACCAGAAUGAAACUAACCAGUACAGCUCUCCUCUCCACGAUGCAGAUGAAUCCAGAGAUGGCACAUACUCUCUUAUUGAACUGAAACAUUUUGGGAAAAAGAGGAGGCAUCAUGAACCAGAGGAGAGUUGUGUUUACUCUGAAGUGAAGACAGGAACUGCAGAGUCCACUCCAGUGUACGCUGAAAUCAACCAUGAGAAUAAAGGAAAAGCCAAGAGAAAAAACAAAAAGUCCACUCCAGUGUACGCUGAAAUCAACCAUGAGAAUAAAGGAAAAGCCAAGAGAAAAAACAAAAGAAAGUGGAGUCCUGCAGCAGGUGAUGCAGCAGUUUAUUCUGAGGUCGGAUUAGGAGCAGCUCUGGAUAACAAUGCUGCCAUGUAGGCUGCAUGCUGUGCUGCUUUAUUCAGGAAAACACAAGACUGAAGAAAACUCAGUAACAUGCAGACGUCUUAGAUAACCUCAUUUGUUCUUCUUCUGUGGUUCUUAGUCUGUGAAGAGAAGCGAAGCAGCAAAGAGAAUCAUUGUAUGAAACUGCUGUUUGUAACUCUGUUAUCCAAAUAUCAGACAUGUUCAGUAGCUUCUGUUUUUAUGAUGCAACAUUUUAUUUAUCCUCUUUAUUUAAGCUCAAAGCUCAAGCUGCUCAUUGUUUAUCAUUUAGGCACUUAGUUACAUUUUAAUGUGUAAAUGGAGCAAAAGAUAAAAGUAAAAUAUACUUUGUUAUAUCUGCAUUGUAGCUUUAAUUUUUUUAAAUAUAUUUUUUGACAAAUUAUAUGAAAUUAUACGAUUCCAUACAUUUUUUUUAACCUGGAUGGAGUUUAAAUGUUUUAAUAUAUUUUUUCAUGAUUAAUUUUUAUGAUAACUUCAAACAUUGUUU